Haliaeetus leucocephalus (bald eagle) is the source of this 768-nucleotide messenger RNA. RefSeq names its product steroid-5-alpha-reductase, alpha polypeptide 2 (3-oxo-5 alpha-steroid delta 4-dehydrogenase alpha 2) (gene SRD5A2). The record is from RefSeq and is a predicted model, not a curated record. Gene Ontology annotation, molecular function: 3-oxo-5-alpha-steroid 4-dehydrogenase activity. Gene Ontology annotation, cellular component: membrane. Gene Ontology annotation, biological process: steroid biosynthetic process. The transcript is spliced from 5 exons. Lineage: Eukaryota; Metazoa; Chordata; Aves; Accipitriformes; Accipitridae. Bases 1 to 768 code for a protein of 255 amino acids.
AUGCAGUGCUUCCCCAGCCUGGUGCUGGCCCUCAGCUCGCUGCUGGGCGCCCUGGCGCUGCUGCAGCUCUCGCUGUACCUCCGGGUGCCGUCCCGCUACGGGAAGCACGAGGAGCGGCUGUGCCGGCCGCGGGGCCGGCUGCCGGCGCGCUGCGCCUGGUUCCUGCAGGAGCUGCCCUCCUUCCUGGUGCCCGCGCUGCUGCUGGCGCUGCGCAGGCCGCCCCGCCUCGAGCCGCUCGGCUGCCGCCUCCUCUGCUGCCUCUUCUGCUGGCACUACUUCUACAGGACAUUUAUUUACCCCUUCUUCACUAGAGGCAGACCUUUCCCACUGCAAUUGCUUUUCUUUGGCAUGUUAUUCUGUAUCUAUAAUGGCUUCCUCCAGGGGUACUACCUGAUUUACUGCGCUGAAUAUCCAAACGAUUGGUGCACCGACAUCAGAUUUACAUCAGGCCUCCUCUUAUUUCUGCUGGGAAUGGGGAUCAACAUUCACAGCGAUCUCCUGCUGCGCCAGCUGAGGAAACCUGGGGAAGUCACUUACAAGAUUCCUCAAGGGGGACUAUUCACCUACAUUUCUGGAGCCAACUACUUUGGAGAAAUUGUAGAAUGGUUUGGUUUUGCCAUAGCAACCUGGUCCCUACCAGCCUUCGCCUUUGCCUUUUUUACUCUUUGCUGCAUUGGGCCACGUGCUUAUCACCACCACAGGUACUAUCUCAAGACAUUUACGGACUAUCCAAAAUCAAGGAAAGCCUUGAUUCCUUUUGUUUUUUAA